UAGCUUGAAUUUGGCACCACUAUGCCAUGGCCGGGUCAUCUUCGGCAAUGGACCCGCUUGAAAGGUCGGAAGCGACGCGGGAACGUUCCCAGCUUCAACAGGUAGACUCAAGUCUCAUCGUUGUUGUUAGUGGCCUGCCAAGGCUGUUGCUUUUAUUAACCUUGAAACGUAGAACAACCAACCAUGGCAACUGAGAUCACCCUGCCUCCCAACGUUACGCUUCCUUCCCCUGGAUUUCUCAAUGGAACAGUUACAGCAGGAGGAGUGACUGAUGUUGCCGGUGUGGUAAGCACCGGAGUAGAGGACGGCUUCUUCAGUUCCGGAAUUGUGAAUGCUUCCCCUGUUUUCCUGCCCGAACCAAUUCGAAUGUAUGAAAGGGUGGGUGCCACCAGUAGGUUCGCAGGAGUUCCGAGAUUUGGCCACACUUCAGACUUUUCCUAUGUUGCCUACUAUGGCUCCGGUCCGCACGCAGCUGAUGGGGACAACUACGUUGUGGGCUUGAUGUUUGCUGCAGUUUUUCUGCUUGUGUUCUUCUUGAUAUGGACCGUCACUCUUAUCAUUUUCAAGAUAAGCUUGACAGGGUUUCUUGCUGGAGAACCCUUCAUGAACCCUCAUAUCAAUGAUCCCAUGUCGAUCAAAGCCAAGCAGGAUGCAGAGGAAGACGGAGAAGAGUACAUUGAAGAUGAGACAUGGUACAAUACACCUCGUCGCAUCAGAAUUACAUUCUUCUUGUGUGGGUUGAUUCAGAUAAUAUUUUCUAUGCUCUUGGUCACAAAAGGAGUGGCUAACUUGCAGCAAACCACUGACACAAUCCAAGUCUCCACCGAGACACUUCGAUUGUAUGUAAAGGAUGCAAGAGAUGUCUCCCUUAAACUUGAAAAAAUAGGAGAAUCAGGCUUGUUCAUGCGCGAUCAGGUUGUCUCUGAUUUGGACAGGGAUAACUUUUGCCCUGGCAACCCAGCGUUUGACCAAACAAUACAAGGAAAGCGCAUACUCUCAACUGCAGAUGGAGCUGUCCUCAUGUUGAAUGAUCUUGGUGAUUUUGUUACGAACAAUGUGGCAACUCUUGAGGAAAUUUUAGAGGAUACCCAACAGCAGCUAGACGACGUUGACAGCUCUGUGUCAAAUGUAGAGACUUAUGAAUGGCUUGGAGGUCUUGUUACGCUUCCGUAUUUGAUCCUGGCAACUUUGAUGAUGGUUGCCACGGUUGCAGCACAGGCCAAUUCCAUGACAGACUGUUAUCUUUGUAUUCUGGACUGGAUUGUCCUCCCCCUUUACAUCUUAGUGACAAUUUUCUCUUAUGUUGCAUUGGUGGUAGCUUUGAUUGGUGCUUCCCUGAAUGCAGAUUUCUGUGGUGGCAAAACAAGCUCACCAGACCAAGUGAUGUUGGAUGUCAUGUUCCGGUUGGGGUUCAAGGAAGAUGGUCUCCUCUUCCAGGCUGUUCGUUACUAUGCAUAUCAGUGCACUGAACGUGCUGAAGUUGACCCGUUUCUUUUCCUCCGCAAUUUUGAUGUUGCAAUUGGGAGAGGUCUCACAGUUAUGCAGAACCUCACAGAUAGCAUAGAUGACGUUUCACUGCUAUCUUUUGGAUGCAAUCGUGACUUCGAUCCUUUGCACAGAACUCUGGGACAAAUGGUUGGAGUGCUCAAAGCUCUCGCCCAGGCUGGAAAUCAGGCAAUCAAGUUACUUCGUUGUGAGAAACUUGUACCGUUCUACACUGAUAUUGUUUAUGAUGCCACCUGCACAUACAGUGUCACUGGACUUGCCUGGAUAUUUUCAUCUUUGUUGAUUCUCUCAGUAAUGGGGAUGAUCCUGAUUAUGUUUCGGGCUUCAUAUCAAAACACAAUCUACGAAAAGCCCCCUGGCGAUACCCUGGAGGACGAAAAUAGCAGUAUUCCGUUUCAUACUCGAGGGAGACAGACAAAGAAAGGAAAGAAACGUGGGUGAGAGAACGACUCUCACGACAAAUAAAAGGGAACCUGCAGGGCCAUGCGAAGUGACCAACAGUAGUGGGAAUUCUCUUCCGCAACCUCAAUAUUAAUUGACGUAAGCUUCUCAAAUCUGGGAUCGAAUCCGACUCGAGUCACUGGGAGACUACUUGGCUACUGGCACCUGCUGGGAGACUACUUGGCUACUGGCGACUGCUGCCACAAAGACUUAAAAUUCAAUAGAUCAAUUUCAUUCAUCAUUCU
Molecule: messenger RNA, 2192 nt
Organism: Seminavis robusta
Lineage: Eukaryota; Bacillariophyta; Bacillariophyceae; Naviculales; Naviculaceae
Source: the annotation of a GenBank genome assembly